AAUGUCCGCGGUGGACGUGUUUAGCGUGAACCGUCGAGCGCCACAGCGUGCUGUGCUGUUAUUAUGGCUCAGUUUAAACAUUGGAGACGCUUGUCGUCUCUCUUCUAAGACUCGGUCGCUGGUAGACUUUCAGUUAUUUAUUUUCACUUAAAAAACGCAGCUUGUUUUCUCCAAAUUGUUUGUCAGCUAAUAAUAAUCGGGAUUAAAAUGGUCAUUAAGGUUUACAUCGCCUCUUCAACUGGCUCGGUCGCGGUAAAAAAGCAUCAGCAAGCGGUAGUGGGUUUCUUGGAGUCAAAUCGCAUCCGCUUCCAGGAAGUAGACAUCACCAUGCUGGAGGAGCAGAGGCUGUGGAUGUUCCGCAACAUUCCCAGAGACAAGCGGCCGGAGAAAGGCAACCCACUGCCCCCACAGAUAUUCAACGACAAUCACUACUGUGGGGACUAUGAAGACUUCUUCCAGUCAAAGGAGGACAACACUGUAUUUGCCUUCCUCGGGCUUAGUUCCCAACCCUCGGUGAAAGAUUCUGAGUCAUAACAUGAAACCUCAGCUACAGGAUGUUCUGUGAUUCAUGAAAUAUGAAGAUGAAAACCACAUUGCUUCCUGUGUUGCAUCACCUCUUCUUGUGCGUUCCUCCUCCUGCAAAGAUGCCAACAUUUUGCCAAACAUCAGCGCCCACAAAUUUCACUCUACGGAAUCUCUCCUGACUCUUUUAAACACCUCUCCAAGAAAUUCUCAAUCGCAGAGAUGGACUUAAUCACAGAAGAAGGUGAUUAACUUUGUGAAGGACAUAUUUGUGUUCACUUUUUAUACAUUGUGACAGCAAACCCCGGCGGUAGCAUAAGUUCAGUGCAACUUGGGCAGCUUUUGCAUCGAUAGAUCAGCUGCUUUAGGUCAAUAUACACAAUGCAUAAUUGGGGAAAGAACCAAUAACUAGCACCUGUCACCUGAACACACACCUCUGAUCUUUACUGUGUGUGUAUAUUUGCCUUAGUAUGUAUCUCAGUAGGUGUUAAUGAAGGGGUUGCGUUAAGUGAGAGCAACACGAUAGUUUAAGACCAAGUAGAUGGCUAAUAAAAUGCAUACACAUAUGCGGGAUGGACCUGAUGCGUAGCAGCUGUCAUCCAAACAAAGCUUGCGCUUGAAUUAUUCCACUGCCAAUCUAGUUUGAUUUAAGGACAGGGUUUCAUUUAUGGGGUUUUUUAAACUUAUGGUCUAUAUAUCCAAUAAAUGAUCAACAUAAAUAUUGUUUUUCUUUUCAUCGUUGUGACUUCCAUAGUGUGGGGUUUGAAUGCUUUGGUUCAUGUUUUAAAAGGCAAAGUAGUUUUUUUCUUUCUUAGCCAAUAUUACUCAAACAGCAGUAGGGACUAGUUUGCCGCACUGUGGGAUUGAAACUAAAUAAUCUUCAGUGCACAGGUUAAAAUAAUGAACAAAGAUAUCGGUCGGCUCAAUUAAUAGUUUUGGAUUUGGCCUUUUCAUAGGAUUGUUGAGAUGAUGCACUUCUCAGCUCAUUACUAUGAAGUCCGGUAGGACGGAGGACUGGAGAUUAGAAAAUAUAGUUUAUUGCUCAGAGAUAUUCAAGUUGCAAAGCUCUGCACAUACAGAACCCGGCUUCUGUCCGACAUGUGGACAAACCGUGUGUUUCAUGAAAGCAACAUGCGUGUUUCCAUGUCCUCCAGUCUGUAUUCUAUGUCCUCUGUCUCCAACGGCAACACCAAGCAUGUCUCUCGUCCUAAUCAAAUUAUCAUGAGUGGGUGGUUAGCUGAUUCCUUUAUGUUUGCACAUGAAGGCCAAACACAAACAGAUGAACCCCCCAGUAGCCAGUCUUACCUAAACGGUGUGCCAAUGCAUGGAGGGAUAUCAUUUUGACUUAUUUCAAAUAAUUUUGAAUAAUCAUUGUUCCAACAACAUUCCUAUUUGUCUGAGUUGUGUCCUUGAUUUGUGAAUCAAUGUGAUUUUGUUUGCCAACGGAUACUAAGAAGCCCUUUGGACUGACUAAUGUUCACUGACUGAAUGCAAUGUAUUUUAUAUUUUUCAGUUUGUAAGCUUUUAAAAAAAAAUUGAACUCAACGGCACUUGAAGCGUGACAUUUUUAAAGUAAAUUUGCCCACUAUUUUUCAUACGAUGAUCUAAUACUACAACGAAUAAAAUGGUUUGAAAAAAAGUGUAGUGCAUACUUUUCAACCACAAUUUUUUUUCUAGAGGUGAUGAGAAGUUGUUUAAUGCGAUGCCGAAAUCCCUAAAUUGGCCACUGAGUGAGUCGUACAGAGUCGGAAUGAAGGGGAUUAUGUGUAGUAAAUGUGACUGGGUAAGAAAAGUGGACUCAAAGACAGGCUCAUGAGAUAAUGUGAUGAGGUCAUUGUACAUACAGGGGAGAACCAAUGGCAACAGCUCUCAAAGAAGGAGGUUGAGAAACUCAACUCUAUUCUCACACCAAUAUAUAAAUUCUCAGCACCUGUAUCUGUAGCAUUAAAGCUUUUUAACCAGCUUU
Messenger RNA from Pungitius pungitius (ninespine stickleback), 2488 nucleotides. It is a transcript of the gene sh3bgrl2, whose product is annotated as SH3 domain binding glutamate-rich protein like 2. Gene Ontology annotation, cellular component: cytoplasm. The record is from RefSeq and is a predicted model, not a curated record. The transcript is spliced from 4 exons. Bases 208 to 534 code for a protein of 108 amino acids. Lineage: Eukaryota; Metazoa; Chordata; Actinopteri; Perciformes; Gasterosteidae.